AUGGUAUCGUGGACCACGGUUCUGAGUGCUGUGGCAGCGCUUAGCGUGAUGGUACGUGCUACCGAGAGUAGCACCACCGAAACAUACACCAUAUUCCACCGUGUGAUUGACGCGCUUGAUAGCAAGGAUGCUACGCCUUGGUACCCACGUGCCCUGAUUCAUGUGCCCAAGAGCCUGGCACAGGCAGACGACGUCCAGUACGAAGGCAUCACGUCCAAUCUGGAGUUCCCUGCUGACCCGAAAAACAAGCUGUACCAAAUCAAAGCGGUCCCCCGUACGAAGACGGCAGAGGACGAAGAGGCCUCCUUUAUGUCCUACACCAAGCUGUGUCAACUUCGUAUCCCGAACGAUGGCGAGGCGCUGCCAGACGCCAUCAAAGUCUACCUGUCGCACCUGCCUACGGCAUCGUCGCCCGCUCCAUGGGUCACGAACCUGGCGUACGUCGUUGAGCAGGAUGUGCCGAUGGACAAGGAUGCGUGCCCGAUCCUUGCGAAGGACGCGUCGUACUAUCCGACAUCGUUUGCUACCGAGCUGCGUCUACUUGUGCCUGAGGUGGCCCCAAGCCCUGUCAUCACCGAAGACACCGUCACGUCCAACACGCAAGACGCGCCGAAGGACGGCAAGAAGAAACCUGAGAAGCCCAAGAACCUUGUCGAGUUCCUUCGACAGUACUGGAUGUAUUUCCUGCCGCUGAUCGUCUUAUUCAUGAUGCCAGCGUCGGAAGACAUUCCGGAUCGUCCUGCCGGCGCUCCUGCCGGUAGCGCUGGCGUCGCGAAACGCGUCACGCCCGGCCCUGCGGCGGCAGGCUCUGCUGCAAAGAAGAACUAA
Molecule: messenger RNA, 828 nt
Organism: Malassezia pachydermatis
Lineage: Eukaryota; Fungi; Basidiomycota; Malasseziomycetes; Malasseziales; Malasseziaceae
Exons: 3
Coding region: 1-828 (275 amino acids)
Source: RefSeq, a predicted model, not a curated record